AUGGGGAAGCUAGUUGUGUUAAACAUUGGAUACAAGUGGCAUGAGAAGGCUAUGUACAAUGACCAUCCCUUGUGCCUUCACACACCAAAAAUUUCAGAUUCAAGUAUUCAAGAAAGUCUUGAAUACCAACUGGAUGCCAUUACUUCACAAAAUCUUACAUAUUGCACCCUUAACUUUGAAGAGUCAUCAAUGACAAGUCUCCCCAAAAUAUACUGGCAACUGCUCACCGUAAUGGAUAAAGGGAACACCCCAAAUAUUAUAAACUGA
Molecule: messenger RNA, 267 nt
Organism: Sphenostylis stenocarpa
Lineage: Eukaryota; Viridiplantae; Streptophyta; Magnoliopsida; Fabales; Fabaceae
Source: the annotation of a GenBank genome assembly